AUGGGACAUGUCGACGGGCAGCAACAAAUGUCCACUUUGAGACAUGAGAGUGCGUCAAGUGGAAGUACUGGAAAACGAACAAAACGACGUUCACCAUCGAAUAGUAGCAGUAGAGACUCUGAUUACAGACACGAUGAAAGAUUAAAAUCACGUCGAAGGUCAUCCAGCCAUGACCGAGACUCAUCGUCAUCUAGUAGUGAUGGUGAUCGUGAAGAGGAUGAAAGCAUAGAGGAAGAUGAUGCGACCGAAAGUGAUCGAAGUUCUCUUAGUUCUGUAAAGGAAGUUAUAAGAUGGGAUUAUAGAAUAAAUUUGAUUGGUCGUCGUGUGAAAGAUACAAAAGCAUUUUGUUGUUUUAGUUGUGCUUAUCCAGUGCUAGUAGCUGGAAGAUUGCUUCCUUGUAAACAUGUCUUCUGUCUUCAAUGCGCACAAAAAUGUAAAAAUGAUAGACGAAAUUGUUCCAAAUGUAAUGAUGCAAUCAAUGAUCUAGAAAAAAUUGAGGCAAAAAAUUUAAUUAUGUGUUUAUACGGUGGUCACCGUAAUUCACAUGAUGUAUGUUUACGAGGCUACACAUCUCAACGUGAUUUAAAUGCGCAUGUAAAACGACGACAUGAACGAAAUAGUGGUACAAAUAUUUCUACACCAAGUGUCAAUGAAUCUCUGUCACCUCGUUCACAACAAAAAGACAAUUUUUCAAAUUAUCCUCAGCCCACCGGUCAUAUACCUUCUCAAAGUAAUGUAUCACAACAACAAGCGCCACCUUCACAUCCAACGAGACUGCCACCUCCAACUUUAGCCGGUCUUGAUUCCUUAUCGAACAAUUUAUAUGAUCCAUUAGCUCUAUUUCAUCAGAACGAUCAUUUUCCACGUGCUCCAAUGUUAAGUGGUGUCGCCCCGCUACCGCCUCCACCACCACCAUUACCAUUUGUAGGUUCAACUUCUCAAACAACGCAGCCUCCAUUACGUUAUCCAACACCGCAUAAUCAAUAUCCUCAAAUACCGGGAUCUUAUUUACAACCUCCUCUACAAACUUCUCAUGUUUUUACAAAUCCACAACCUCAUCAAUACUAUUAG
Didymodactylos carnosus is the source of this 1071-nucleotide messenger RNA. Lineage: Eukaryota; Metazoa; Rotifera; Eurotatoria; Philodinida; Philodinidae. The record is from the annotation of a GenBank genome assembly.